AUGUCUGAAUCUAAGGUAAAUUCAUCAGCAGUGGUUGACGAGGUUACCAGUGUGGAGGAUUUUGAGCCUCUGGUUCAAACAAUCAGAAAGCUAGAAGAGUCUGUGGACAAUUCUGGUUACAAGAGACAGAUUACAGGUCGUCAAGUCCUCAUGAUCACUUUUGGUGCUGGUAUCGGUACUGGUUUCUGGGUCGGUAUGGGCUCAGCUCUGAGACAAGGUGGUCCUUUUGGUAUUGUUUUUGCUUAUACGAUCAACGCAUACAUUGUUUAUGUUAUGUUCAUUCAAACGGGAGAAAUGACAGCUUAUCAGCCUAUCCACGGUGGCUUCAUCAAUCAAAUUGACAUGUAUCUGGACAAAGCAAUCUGCUUUGCCCAAGGAAUUAACUUUGCUUUUAACUGGAUGAUUGUUCUGGCAGCAGAGCUUACUGCUGGUAUCAGCAUUCUUCGCUACUGGGAUACGAAUGGUAGAGUGACAACUGCGGAAUACAUUUGUAUGUUUGCUGCAGUCUACAUUGCUGGAAAUGUUUGGCCAAUCAGAGCUUACGGAUACAUUGAGUACGUCCAAUCAUUCAUCAAGAUCAUAGCCAUGGCAGGUAUCACCCUCUUUAUGUUUAUCGGAACCUGUGGAGGAUUACCAAAUACUGGACCAAUUGGGUAUAAAUUUUGGAAGAACCCUGGCUGGAUAAGAAAUGGAAUUCAAGGAGUAGUGCUGGCCUUUUCGCAGUCUGGAUUUGCUUUUGGUGGAGGUGAACACAUCGCCAUCGUUGCAGGCGAGGUGAAAAAUCCAAGAACGUUUAUUCCCAGAUGCACCAAGCCGAUAUUUUGGAGGCUUUGUGUAUUUUUUGUCGGCAACGCCUGGCUUAUCACAAUGAAUGUGCCAUACAAUGAUGAAACUCUCAACAAUGCUAGUGGUUCCCUUGCUUCUCCAUACAUCAUUGCCAUGAAAAGAGGUGGAGUGAAAGUCCUUCCUGAUAUUUUGAAUGCACUCAUUCUAUUGUCUGUCAUUUCUUGUGGAAAUUCCUCCGUGUACAUUGGCUCUAGAUCCCUUGUUGCUUGUGCAGACUUAAAGGUCAUCCACCCGGUGUUUGGCAAAAAAGACUCCAAGGGUAGGCCCGUUCUGUCUCUUGUGGUUGUGUUUGUGAUUGGUCUUGCCUUGGCAUUCUUGAACUGUUCAAAAACCGGACAGCAGGUGUACAACUGGUUCAACUCGCUGUGUGCCCUAAAUGGAUACUUCACCUGGCUGUCCAUUUAUUGGUCACAUUAUCGCUUCAGAGCUGGUCUCAAAGCACAGGGCAUCGACUAUAAGACGCUCCCACUUUACGACAAAUUCUUCCCAUGGACCACGUACAGCGCCACAUUCAUCAUCAUCGUCCUAUUUAUAGGACAGUUUUACAUUGGGUUGUAUCCUCUUGGAGGAAGCUCGAUGUCGGCUUCUGCUAGAGCAGAGAACUUUUUCCUGACAUACCUCUGUGUUCCUCUUUUCGGAGUCUGCUGGCUAUAUUACAAGCUCAGAUACAAAACCACACUGGUGAAACCAGAAGACAUGAAUUUUAGCUACGCCAAAAAGUGGGACGAAAUCGAAGAGCUGCGAGCUACCGAGAAAAAGAAGACAUCCAAAAUUGGUGUUUUUGUCGAAAAUUACUUGGCGUGA
Molecule: messenger RNA, 1650 nt
Organism: Ogataea haglerorum
Lineage: Eukaryota; Fungi; Ascomycota; Pichiomycetes; Pichiales; Pichiaceae
Exons: 1
Coding region: 1-1650 (549 amino acids)
Biological process (GO): amino acid transmembrane transport
Cellular component (GO): membrane
Molecular function (GO): amino acid transmembrane transporter activity
Source: RefSeq, a predicted model, not a curated record